AUGGGUGUAGGUGAGAGUGUUUAUUACCACUGUACUAGCAGGGAAGGUGGUUAUGCUAUGCAUACACACAGUUCACCGACAGCCACACCUGCAGACACCAUGUGGCCCCCCUUCAGUUGCCACUCCCCUGAUUUCUCUCAUCUUUUGCCCUAUAUAGUUUAUCCAUUGACACACGCUUGGUAUACUGCUCUUGGCCCCAGCACCCCUGCUCUCCAGUCAGUGUAUGCCGCCUUCUAUCAUGGUGACGUGGUGACUGAGAAUCUCCACUCCAGGAAAAUGGUACAGCCAAAGAAGUUUCGUGGAGUUCGGCAGCGCCACUGGGGUUCCUGGGUCUCCGAGAUCAGGCAUCCCCUCCUUAAGAGGAGGGUCUGGCUGGGCACCUUCGAGACUGCUGAGGAGGCAGCAAGAGCAUAUGACGAGGCUGCUGUGCUGAUGAGCGGCCGCAACGCCAAGACCAACUUCCCAGUCCAAAGGAGCAGCACAGGGGAGCCUACCCCAGCUGCGGGAAGGGACGCUCGCAGCAACGCCGGCAGCGGCUCCUCUACCGCCAACCUGUCCCAGAUUCUCAGUGCAAAGCUCCGCAAAUGCUGCAAGGCGCCAUCGCCAUCCCUGACCUGUCUCCGCCUUGACCCUGAGAAGUCCCACAUUGGUGUUUGGCAGAAGCGCGCAGGAGCCCGUGGUGACUCCAACUGGGUCAUGACCGUGGAGCUCAACAAAGGUGCAUCCACUGAUGCUGCAUCACAGUCCACAUCAGCAACAACUGCUCCACCAGCCACCCCGAUGGAUGACGAGGAGAGGAUCGCCCUGCAAAUGAUCGAAGAGUUGCUGAGCAGCAGCAGCCCAGCUUCACCCUCGCAUGGAGAUGACCAAGGUCGCUUCAUCAUCUGA
Messenger RNA from Miscanthus lutarioriparius, 888 nucleotides. NCBI's taxonomy places the organism in Eukaryota, Viridiplantae, Streptophyta, Magnoliopsida, Poales, Poaceae. The record is from the annotation of a GenBank genome assembly.